AAAAGUUAAAUCUUUUUAUCCUCUCAGAUUCUGAGAAAUCACGAGUUUCGUUUACAAUUUCCAGUCAAAGGAUCAGUGAAAUCAAAUCACUGAAAAGGAAAAAGAGGCGCAGAGAUUGCCAAAGAGCUCCUCCGUCGACUUCAUCGCCUUCUCGUCGGAGCUUCCAACUACCGGAUCGGCACCGGAGAAGAAUUGGAAAAAUGAGCAACGAUGCGAAGAAAAGCAAUAUGAUGGUGAAAUCUGUAUCGGAAGAUCGGAAACCGUCGGCGGUGGCGAAUACCGGCAAGAAAGUCGUCAUAAAGAGUGCCGAUAUGUUCGGAGAUGUGCAGAAGGAGGCCGUCGAUGUCGCCAUAGCUGCAUUUGAAAAGCAUAGUGUAGAGAAGGAUGUAGCGGAGUAUAUUAAGAAAGAGUUCGAUAAGAGGCAUGGACCAACCUGGCAUUGCAUUGUCGGCCGUAAUUUUGGUUCAUACGUGACACACGAGACAAACCACUUUGUUUACUUCUACUUGGAUCAGAAAGCAGUUUUACUAUUCAAAUCAGGUUGAUGAACUCAUGUAUAUUUUGAAUGCAGAUUAAUGAACUUGAUUAACUGAUUAUGAUCAUUGUGAUUUAAUCAAAUGCCUGGUAUCCUUGUGGACAA
Momordica charantia (bitter melon) is the source of this 640-nucleotide messenger RNA. RefSeq lists its product as uncharacterized. The record is from RefSeq and is a predicted model, not a curated record. Gene Ontology annotation, biological process: microtubule-based process. NCBI's taxonomy places the organism in Eukaryota, Viridiplantae, Streptophyta, Magnoliopsida, Cucurbitales, Cucurbitaceae. Gene Ontology annotation, molecular function: dynein intermediate chain binding. Gene Ontology annotation, cellular component: cytoplasmic dynein complex.